CAUAACCUCGGCACCGGUUUGGAUUUGUCCAAAUAUGCGAGGAGAACCUUUUGGAGACGGUACAUGACAGAGCUCGUGAGCUUGAGGGAAAGAAAAGCGAGUGCCCGAUAACAAGCUGCGUGCCAACAUUGUGCUGCUUCUGAACUCUAGGUGACAGGGAUAUUGGCUCAUCUUUAACAACACAAGAGAACAAGAGAAGCGUGUGUGUGUGUGAGAGAGAGAGAGAGAGAGAGAGAGAGAGAGAGAGAGAGAGAAAGAGAGAGAGAGAGAGAGAGCAGGGAUAGUCAAAAGAGGAUACUCGUCCGCGCAUCCUCCUCAAACCGAAGUUUGAUCUCCACAAACUCAAAGGAUUUGGGAUUCUUAGCCGUGAUUACAAUGCAUCAUCGGAGGCAUUUUGGAUGUGUACUCGUCUGGAUUUACAUGUGGUGGGGGCUCUGUUUCAAAGGUUUCCAUGGUGGCCCGCACCAGAGGAAGCUGUACAGAGACCUGAUGGUGAACUAUAACCGCCUGGAGAGACCGGUACAGAACGACUCUGCUCCAAUCCUGGUGGAGCUGGGCUUCACACUGUUGCAGAUCAUAGACGUGGAUGAAAAGAACCAGGUCCUGAUGACAAACGCGUGGCUUCAGUUGUACUGGACAGAUAUCUAUCUCACCUGGAAUGCAGAGAGCUACCCGGGGGUCCAGAACCUGCGCUUCCCCUCCAGUCAGAUCUGGGUCCCAGACAUCCUGCUUUACAACAGUGCGGAUGAGAGGUUUGAUGCUACCUUUCACACUAAUGUCCUUGUCAAUGCUUCAGGCUCUUGCCAGUACAUUCCACCGGGCAUCCUGAAGAGCACAUGCUACAUAGACGUGCGCUGGUUCCCUUUCGACGUGCAGAAGUGCGACCUGAAGUUCGGCUCGUGGACCCACAACGGCUGGCUGCUGGACCUGCAGAUGCUGAAUGUGGACAUAUCUACCUACAUACCCAAUGGCGAAUGGGAUCUUGUGGGCGUCCCAGCCAAGCGUAACGAGCUGUACUAUGACUGCUGUAAGGAGCCCUAUCCUGACGUCACCUUCACGGUGACCAUGAGGAGGAGGACGCUGUACUACGGCCUGAACCUGCUCAUCCCCUGCGUGCUCAUCUCUGGCCUGGCCCUGCUGGUCUUCCUGCUGCCCGCAGACUCUGGGGAGAAGAUCUCUCUGGGUAUCACAGUUCUGCUAUCUCUAACAGUCUUCAUGUUGCUGGUGGCAGAGAUUAUGCCAGCCACCUCCGACUCUGUUCCCCUCAUAGCCCAGUAUUUUGCCAGUACCAUGAUGAUCGUGGGUCUGUCCGUGGUAGUGACAGUGCUGGUUCUUCAAUUCCACCAUCACGACCCCCAUGGGGGCAAGAUGCCCAAAUGGGUACGCGUCAUCCUCCUCAACUGGUGCGCCUGGUUCCUGCGCAUGAAGAAACCCGGCGACGAGCGCAAGAUGGCCGCCAGCGCCUACAAACACGGCCACGCUCCCCAUCACCACACCAGCGCCAACAGCAUCCCGAUGGGUGCCAUGCCUGGGCAGCCCUCCAGCCAACCCACCACCACUUCCACGACCAAUGGCAACAUGAAUCUGUACUUCGGCUACCACAACGCGGGGGUGGAUAACCCGUGCUGUCCCUCGAGCAGUGAUUCUGCCGUGGUGGUCUGCGGGAGCGGGAGCCAGACGGCCGGAUCUCCCCUCCAGAUGAGCGUGGAUCCGGGCCGGACGUUGCUGGAGCAGGCCCCGGAGAUCGGGCGGAUCCUGGAGGAGGUGCAGUACAUUGCGCGGCGCUUCCGUGAGCAGGACGAGGGCGCGGCCAUCUGCGGCGAGUGGAAGUUUGCGGCGGCGGUGGUGGACCGCCUCUGCCUGGUGGCGUUCUCCCUCUUCUCCAUCAUCUGCACCUUCACCAUCCUCAUGUCAGCACCCAACUUCAUUGAAGCCGUCUCAAAAGACUUUGCUUGAGCAGAGAAACUCUACGUGCCCGAGGGAGAGGCUAAUAGCUGACAAGCUGCAACGCUACAAUGUUCGCUCGUUAAGGCCUACUCUGUAAAGUCAACUCCCAUCCUGUUGUUUUGAAGUUGUUGUUAAGGUCCAGUCAAUGACAAGUGCUUUCAAUACCAAAUCUCUAUAUUUUGAUAAUAAGUAUGAAGUGUCACAGGUUAUUGACAUGGAUUUGGGUCCUCUAAAGAUGGCUGCCCAGUAAGGGCUCAGUGCAGGCUUAUGUAGCUCUUGAAGCUAAUUGAAACUCACUAAUGCACUUUCCAUGCACAAAUUUGUUGUUUCAUGAACACCCAUCUUCAGCACUUCCAGAAUCGGUCCAAGUUCAGUCCUAAGUCAUUUUGUUUGAUUUAUUUCCCUCUCCUUUUCCUCCUCACUUUCCUUCAUAUGCUUAUUUCCACAACUUAUGAAAUAUGCACAUUAAGUACCGGUUUAACUGUCAACACUAAAUAGAUAUUUCACAGAUUUCAGAGCUUUUCAUUUUUGGAGAUGGUUUUGAGUGUUUAUUUUAAUAUUUUCAUUAUUUUCUAGUAAAGCGCUCAGACCACACAUUACCACUGUACUAUGGAGUGUAGGUUCAUUGUCUUUUAUUCUGUGUGCUGUCUUUAUCCUUUCUCUUUUUUUGUCUCUCUUUGUUGUCUAUUUCAAUAAUUGGCAUUCUCAGUACAUUAAUCAAGUUGGCAACAAUAACAGAAGACUUAAUGGACCCAGAAUAUGACAGUGGAUUUUUUUCUCAGUAAAACAUCUUUCUUACAGUUAUUAUUCCAUGAAUAACACAC
This is a messenger RNA of Osmerus eperlanus (European smelt), 2771 nucleotides long. RefSeq names its product neuronal acetylcholine receptor subunit alpha-7-like. The transcript has 10 exons. The record is from RefSeq and is a predicted model, not a curated record. Lineage: Eukaryota; Metazoa; Chordata; Actinopteri; Osmeriformes; Osmeridae. Bases 376 to 1956 code for a protein of 526 amino acids. Gene Ontology annotation, molecular function: acetylcholine receptor activity; acetylcholine-gated monoatomic cation-selective channel activity; acetylcholine binding. Gene Ontology annotation, cellular component: synapse; acetylcholine-gated channel complex; neuron projection. Gene Ontology annotation, biological process: nervous system process; monoatomic ion transmembrane transport; regulation of membrane potential.